AUGUCUUCGAGAAUUGCUGUGGAAACACCUCCUACUAAAGAAGUCAACCUAAACUGGGGUCAGAGCGACUCUACCUUCAAGCUCACAGACAACCCUCUUCCAGCUUUGAAAGAUGGUGACAUUCGUGUCAAGAUCAUCUACUUGUCGAACGACCCGACUCAGAGAACAUGGAUAGCGGCCAACCAGGAUGCUUCCAGAGCUUACUUCAAGCCCAUAGAGAAGGGUGAAACUGUGGCUGCUCGCGGAAUCGGAAAGGUCUUGGAAUCCAAGCUGUCGAAUUAUAAAGUGGGUGAUUAUGUGCUGGGGCAGUUUGGCUGGGCUGAUGAGUACGUGGUACCUGAGCUGGCUGUCAGCUUGAAAAUUGACCCUGCUGCUGGGCUCCCCUUGCCUACGUAUCUUGCAACGUUAGGCAGCAUUGGCUUGACUGCUUACUUCGGUUUGACAGAGGUGGGCAAGUUGAAGAAAGGUCAAUCCAUCUUGAUUUCUGCUGCUAGUGGUGCUACAGGCUCUACUGCUGUGCAAUUGGCCAAGCACGUUUUUGGUGCCAGCAAAGUGUACGGCAUUGCAGGCAGCGACGAGAAGUGCCGUUGGGUCGAGCUGAUCGGUGCAGACAAAUGCGUGAACUAUAAGAACCCUUCGUGGAAGGAGGAGCUCGAGAAGGAGUUCGAGACUGUCGAUGUGUAUUUUGACAAUGUUGGAGGUGAGAUUCUCAGCUGGGCACUCAAGCAUGUUGUAAGAUUUGGACGUGUGAUUGCGUGCGGUGCUAUCUCUGGCUACAAUGAUCGCUCGUUGGCCACUGUAAAAACCUGGGGUCAGAUCACUUCUAACAGAUUGACCAUCGAAGGAUUUAUCGUGAUAGAUUUCAAGGACAAAUUUCCCUAUGCGAUCGGGGAGUUGAUCAAGGCCAUCAAGGAAGGUAAACUCAAGGCGACCGAAGGUGUUGCGUUGAUUGAUUUAUCUAAGGAUGAAAUCCCGUUGAAGGGGGUUCCGCUGACUUGGCACAGACUAUUCACUGACAAACCUCAGGGCAAACUUAUCACCAAGAUUGCCAAUGAGUAG
This is a messenger RNA of Candidozyma auris, 1059 nucleotides long. RefSeq names its product MDR family NADP-dependent oxidoreductase. The transcript has a single exon. The coding region runs from base 1 to 1059 and encodes 352 amino acids. Gene Ontology annotation, molecular function: oxidoreductase activity, acting on the CH-CH group of donors, NAD or NADP as acceptor. NCBI's taxonomy places the organism in Eukaryota, Fungi, Ascomycota, Pichiomycetes, Serinales, Metschnikowiaceae. The record is from RefSeq and is a predicted model, not a curated record.